CCACACACACUGCUUCCUUGUUUUUUCUCUUAUUUUUUUUUUAUCCUUUUUUGCCUUUUCUUCGCUUGGCUUCAAAAUUUGAAAACGAGAUCCAAAUUGGAACCGGAACAGUGAAACUAGAACAAGUAGAAUCCUAAAUCUUCUCUCUCAAUUCCCAACCUACCUUCUCGUUUAGGAUUUAGGGUUUUUCCUCUUCGGUGACCUCCUUCGCUCGCUGUCAUGGAGGGCGGUGGAAGGAGGAUCACGGUGAGUCCGAGACCCUGCUGUGGUCGGCGAGUGGUGGCGAAGAAGAGGCCACGUCCUGUUGAUGGCUUUGUCAACAGCGUCAAGAAACUUCAGAGGCGCGAAAUCAGCUCCAACCGUGACCGUGCCUUUUCCAUGACUGAUGCUCAGGAAAGGUUUCGCAACAUCCGCUUGCAGGAAGAAUAUGAUACACACGAUCCAAAAGGCCCUUCGUCUGUUGUAUUGCCAUUUCUAAGAAAGAGGUCAAAGAUUAUUGAAAUUGUAGCGGCACGAGACAUUGUUUUUGCUCUUGCACAAUCUGGAGUUUGUGCUGCAUUUAGCCGAGAGACCAAUGAAAGGAUAUGCUUCUUGAAUGUCAGUCCUGAUGAAGUCAUAAGGAGUUUGUUUUAUAAUAAAAAUAAUGACUCGCUUAUCACAGUUUCUGUCUAUGCAUCAGACAGUUAUAGUUCUUUGAAAUGCAGAAGCACAAGGAUUGAAUAUAUAAGGAGGGUUAAACCAGAUGCUGGCUUUGCUCUUUUUGAAUCUGAGUCAUUGAAGUGGCCAGGUUUUGUAGAGUUUGAUGAUGUAAAUGGGAAGGUGCUCACAUACUCUGCACAGGAUAGCAUAUACAAGGUGUUUGACCUGAAAAACUAUACAAUGUUAUACUCCAUUUCUGAUAAAAAUGUACAAGAGAUUAAGAUCAGUCCGGGGAUCAUGUUGUUGAUUUUUGCUAAAUCAAGUAGCCAUGUCCCACUUAAAAUCCUCUCAAUAGAAGAUGGUACUGUUUUGAAAUCAUUUAACCAUCUCCUUCAUCGGAAUAAGAAGGUGGAUUUCAUUGAACAAUUCAAUGAAAAGCUUCUUGUGAAGCAAGAAAAUGAGAACCUUCAAAUUCUUGAUGUACGGACUUUUGAGCUAACAGAAGUUAGCAGAAGUGAAUUUAUGACACCAUCUGCAUUUAUAUUUCUGUAUGAGAACCAAUUAUUCCUGACAUUUCGAAACCGAACUGUGGCUGUGUGGAACUUCCGGGGAGAACUUGUAACUUCUUUUGAGGAUCACCUCUUGUGGCAUCCUGACUGCAAUACGAACAACAUAUACAUAACCAGUGACCAGGAUCUCAUCAUAUCAUACUGCAAGGCAGAUUCUGAUGAUUCUUUGUCUGAAGGAAAUGCUGGAUCCAUAAACGUUAGCAACAUUUUAACUGGCAAGUGUCUUGCGAAGAUAAGAGCGAGAAAUAGCUUUCCCAUGGUGAAGAAUUGCAGUUGCAAUGAUGACAAUUGUUCAAGUAGUGGUUGUAAUUCAGGGAAACGAAAGCAUGGCUCCACAAUUAGGAGCACAGUUGCAGAAGCCUUGGAAGACAUUACUGCUCUCUUCUAUGAUGAAGAGCGCAAUGAGAUCUAUACUGGUAAUAGGCACGGUCUUGUGCAUGUAUGGUCUAACUGAUGUACUGUUGAAUUCAUUGUUGCCUUGUGUUUCUUCCUUGGAUUUAUCCAUGGUUGUGUUGAUAACCUCGCCUGCUAUAUAAACUUUUGGGAGAGAUGUAGCCAUUAAGUCGUCAUGUAUCAUUAAUUUUUUUUUUUUUUUAAUUUGUCAUUACAUCAUAGGUAAAUUUAAUCUGUAGGUGGAACAACUCUGUAUCAAGUGGUACUGUAUGCUUGUAGCUCACAUCAUGUUGUUUAAGCUGUAAUUUAUAUUACAUUUAUGGAGUCACCUCUAUGAAGUAAAAUAUGUGAAUAAUGUUAACAAUAUUUUCUACUCUUUGACACUUUUGCCUUGUGGUGGCCUACAAUGGUGUGAUCUGCUUGCUCUCUCACAUGGAUUGCUAGGGACGCUAUGUCAAAUGUGUGGGGUAAAGGAAAAAGCAAUCAGUAAUGAGAAGUGUUGUAGCUUUUUACUCACUGGUUUCUGUUGGUACUUAAAUCAAUUCACUUUUUGCUUUCUCAC
Abrus precatorius (Indian licorice) is the source of this 2163-nucleotide messenger RNA. RefSeq lists its product as uncharacterized. The coding region runs from base 220 to 1662 and encodes 480 amino acids. The record is from RefSeq and is a predicted model, not a curated record. Gene Ontology annotation, molecular function: protein binding. The transcript has 8 exons. Lineage: Eukaryota; Viridiplantae; Streptophyta; Magnoliopsida; Fabales; Fabaceae.